AGCAGUGUAGCACCCUCUUAAUUGUUCUUAUCCGACAAGAUAUGAAGCAACUCUAACAUACAACCAAAAAUCACCGAUUCAAACUUACGUCAAAAAAUAUGAACAUGAUUCUUUUUCCCAAUCACUGUCUAAACUUCUUGCAUAUAGUUGCACCUUUGCUUGGAAUCCAAUUCACCGCUUCAAAUUUCCACUGUUAGGCAUUACAACAAUUCCACUCAUCGAAUAAAUUGCAAUACCCUAUUGCAAGAUUUCUAAAUUAAUUUCAUCAGAUGUUCCACUAACUUUAAAAUUUCUGGUUUCUGGGUAAGUUUUCUUUUAACAAAUCAUUUGUUGGAUGCCCUUCAAAUUCCACUAAUUUAUAUCAUUACUCGUUAUUCGUUUUUCCUUUUUGUCAAUUGGUGAUCAGACAAUUGGGUUUUUGUCUGUUAAUUAUAUUGUGGGAUAAUUUUUUAUGGGUUAGUUGAAAUUCUUUUUGUUGAGGUGUUUAUGAGGCAAUCUUGGGAGUUGUUGAGUUAUUGUUGAUAGAGUCAAUUUUAAGGACUGUAUUUUACCAAAUAGUGGAUGCAAAGAUGGCAAUGGUGAACAAAACUAAGAAUAUGCUGGAGGAUUUCAUGAGAGAUGGGUCAUUCAAAUGGUUUGCCGGCGUUCGGGAUUCGUUUAAGGAUGAUAUGGAGGAUUUAGGCAAAUCAUCUUCAGGAGAAAAUAAUUGGAUAGCUGAGCUUUCUCCUAUUGCUAAUGUGGUUGCUAGAAGAUGUUCAAGGAUCCUUGGGAAUUCAACACGUGAUCUUAAAGAAGAUUUUGAUUCGGUGGCUUCAGAUUCUGUUAGAGAUCCUUCCCAUUAUGCUAGAAACUUACUGGAGUACUGUUGCUUUAGGUCGCUUGCAUUGUCUAUGCAAGUGGCUGGUUAUUUGGCCGAUAAAAAAUUCCGUCGCUUAACUUUCGAUAUGAUGCUUGCUUGGGAGUGUCCAGCCGCUGCAAACCAACCUUUGCUUACUGUGGAUGAAGAUGCUACUGUUGGACUGGAAGCCUUUUCUCGAAUAGCACCCGCUGUUUCUAUAAUUGCAAAUGUAGUUAUCAGUAAAAACUUAUUUCAGGUGCUUACUGCUUCAACUGGUGAUCGCCUUCAGUACUCUGUCUAUGAGAAGUAUCUUAUUGGCCUAGAAAGAGCUAUAAAGAAAUUGAAGAGUCAGUCUGAUUCAUCGUUGCUAUCUGAAUUACGAUCAGAUAGACGGGAGAAGAUAUUAGAGUUGGAUGGGACAGUAACAACUCAACCAGUUCUCCAACAUCUAGGAAUUUCUACGUGGCCUGGGAGACUAAUCCUUACUGAUCAUGCUCUUUACUUUGAGCCACUUAAGGUUGUAUCUUAUGAUAAAGCGACACGCUAUGACCUAGCAGAUGAUUUAAAGCAAAGUGUCAAACCCGAAUUGACUGGUCCAUGGGGUACAAGACUCUUUGAUAAGGCUGUUGCUUACAAGUCUGUUUCCCUAUCAGAGCCUGUAGUAAUGGAAUUUCCUGAGCUUAAAGGACAUAGUCGACGUGACUAUUGGUUGGCUAUUAUACAGGAGAUUUUAUUUGCUCAUAAAUUCAUCCGCAAGUACAAGAUAGUUGGCAUUGAACGGGAAGAUGCACUUCUGAAAGCUGUACUUGGCAUUCUUCGGUUGCAGGCUGUUCUAGAUAUGAAUUUAGUAGGUCCUAUUCGCAGUGAAGCUCUUCUUCUUUUCAAUCUUUGUGAUCAUCUGCCUGGGGGUGAUAUGAUUUUAGAAACUCUAGCCCACAUGUCUACCUCAAGGGAAUUGGAGAGAACCAAUAGUCCUCGAUGGCGCGGCCUGUAUUCUAGUUCAGCUUUGACUGUUGCCACUGGUUUAGGUUUUGGAUUGGGAUCCAAUGACCAUAGCAAUCAUGCACUUCUUGUGGGUGAGAUAGCAGUUGGGGAUACAACUCCCUUGGAGAAGGUCGUUAAUGACUCAAGAAGCAGUUAUGAGAAGGUGGUCUUAGCACAGGAAACAGUAGAUGGAGUGAAAGUAGAUGGUAUUGAUACCAACUUGGCGGUAAUGAAGGAGCUGCUUUUUCCAGUUAUAGAACUUGUCAAGUGUAUUUUUUCUCUGGCUUAUUGGGAAGAACCUUUGAAGUCUACGGUUUUCUGUGUGAUCUUUGCUUAUACAAUCUUCAGGCAAGUUGUUUUAGUAAUAUACCUUUUGCAGCCAAUUAUGUCACGAGUGUAUCACCAUACCAUAGUUGAUCUGUCUGGUGAAUUAUUGGCAAGUUUUCUGGCAUGGUCUGCCUAAUUCUUACGUUUUUUCUUAUAUUUGGUCAUCUAUUGAAGUGCCCGUGUACCUUGGUAUAAAAAUAUUUUUUCUGACAUUUGAUUUGACUAGUAUAAUGAGGGUAGAAUCAGAAUGUCUCUGGGAUGUAUAGGGUUAGCUUCUGUUACUUGAUGUCGUAUGUUUGGUUCCAUUUGGGAAGUGUAUGAUUUUGUCAUUUGAUAUUGGCUGAAUUUACACAGUAAGGAUUACACUGUAUCCGAUAAGUAAUGAGUGGUAGUUAUAGUAAUGAAUUAUAGGUAAUAUUGUAAGGAAAAUUUCAAGCCAAUGUCCAGGCCUGCUUUUUCUUCCCUCAAAUAUGUAUUUUCUUCAGAAAUUUCUAUAACCAUCCAUUACCAUUUUAUAGGUGGUUCGAGUGGUUAUAGAGAUUAAUGAUGAAAAACGCAGGUUUGGGAAUUAUGUCCUGUUAACAUGAUGACUUUCCUUAUAGAAGUUACUUUUGUCGCCAUUAGCUUUCUUUUCUUAUAAACCCAUUUCUUCAUCAUUAUAAUUUUUUCGACUUACUAGUUCUUUUUAUAGAAGAGGUCAAAAGUGAACCCCCCACCACCGGGACCAUUAAAGUUUGCCUUUUUUUUCCGCAUUAAUAUACUCGUUGCUCUACGAACUUGUAAUAAUUUAGCAACUUGUAUUUAAUGCAAAUGUUUAACCGUUUUAAUGCCUAAUUGUGGGACUUAGGAAGCACAUAAUUGCAAUGUAUAAGAAGAGGAUGUGCCAAAAUGUGUUUGGUUGACCAUAGAAAAAAAAAAUACAACUUUCCAAGAAAUCUCAUGCUUUUGUCUUUGAAGUAUGCUCACGGACCAGCCCUUUCACCUAAACCAGAGAUAUCAGAGUACCAGGUUGCCUAUGUUUCCUGACACUGGCUUUCAGAAAAAGGCAGGAAGGGUAGUAGGAUAUUAAAAAACUAUAGUCAACUCCAGAUUGAAACCAUCUUUUCUCAGAGAAGUGAGCUCUUUCUGCUGUCUUCACCCGGAAGCAA
Beta vulgaris subsp. vulgaris (sugar beet) is the source of this 3297-nucleotide messenger RNA. RefSeq lists its product as hypothetical. Bases 570 to 2285 code for a protein of 571 amino acids. The transcript has 7 exons. Lineage: Eukaryota; Viridiplantae; Streptophyta; Magnoliopsida; Caryophyllales; Amaranthaceae. The record is from RefSeq and is a predicted model, not a curated record.